GGUACGACCGUAUAACUCGGUGAAAAUCGGGCGGGAAAUCACGCCAACUCGUGGAAAUUCGUCGUGAAAAACGUGGAAAACGAGCGUGCUUUAUGGCCGUGUAGAAAAUGUGAUGAUUCUGGUGAUAAAAUCUAGUAGAUUACGUUAAGAGUGGUGGUAGUUCCAAUAAAUGUGUAUGUUUUCAAAAUAAUGACGUGCGUGUAAGAAUGCGGGAAUCUAUUUUUAUUCUUGGACGGUGAGAACGGCGUUGAAUUUAUGUUGAAAAAAGAUAACAAGCAACUGUAUAGUGCGAAAAACAUAUUAAAAUUUACUAAUAGACUUUUAAAAAAUACACUGAAAGAUAUAUAACUAAAAGGUGCAUUUUUUUCUACACGGAGAAAACUAAAUGAACUAGAAUGACUCCAAGAUUGUAUUCAAUACAUAACUAAGUAGUGCAAAGUGAAAAUAAUAGACUUAAAGUGAUUUAUAAAAGAAACUAUACAGAAAAGAAUGUAAAAAAAGUGAGACAAAGUUUUCUAAAACUAAACUAAAUGAACUGCAACGCGUCAAAGAUGUUCGCCAAUUGUAAACUUCGACCAAGAGCAAGAAGUUUUUCUGGAUUACUGCCCAGGCCUCCAAGCGAUAUCCAGAAUCCGCCACUGGGUAAACCACCGCCCAAUCCUUCGCCGAAGAACAGAGACAGAAGACGACGUACAUCCGACGCCGACCCAUGUCCCAGCAUAGCAGCUCUGAGACAAGGCAGUGUUGCCAUCAGUUCAGACCAGUUGGCGCCGUGCGAUAGGCUGCUGAGCGUUAACGGGAUCACUACAGCGCGCAUGCGCCACGACGACGUUGCCAGCUUGCUGGACAACAUCGACGGCAACGCCGUGAUGGAAGUGGAAUACUCUCUACCCAGUUAUGCGUCCCAAAACUCCCUCUGCGUCACUUCCAAGGUGACCGAUGUAACUAUAGAACGGGUGGACGGGUCCCUGGGGAUCACCCUGAGGGGUGGCUACGUUCCCGAGCAUCCCCACUUAAGCCGGCCCUUGAUCAUCACCCACGUCAGGCCUCACGGGCCCGCUUACAGAAGUGGACUAAUAAGAGUUGGUGACAGACUGUUGAAAGUAGAUCGUCACUCGCUCAUCAACAAAACCUUACUGGAGGCCCAACAAAUCUUGAGAGAAACCGCAGGUUGUAGCUCCCAUGGAUUGGCUCUGUCUACCCUAACCAUUGAGUAUGAUGUCAGCGUUAUGGAGUCAGUUAAAUAUGCCAGUGGGCCUCUAUUGGUUGAAAUUGACAGACAAGUAGAAGAAGAUUUUGGUCUACUACUAACGAACUGCAGUUCACUAUUGGACGCCCAGUCAUCUCAAGAUGAUAUCUUAGCAGUUGGUUUCUACGUAGAUCGAAUAGUACCUGCCAGUACCGCUGACAGAUGUGGAGCACUGUCAAUAGGGGAUCAAAUUUUGGCCAUUGACGAAAUACCUUUGGACUCUUGGAACGGUAGUCCCGGUGAUGCAGAGAAACUACUUCGCAGAGCUACCAAACUACAAGUACUACCCUACAAUGCUAUCCAAAAAGCUCAGAGUCGCAGCCAAUUUGGAGGACAAUUUUCGGGAAGCAGCUCGAGCGUGGCAGGAUUCAGCACGUUAAAUAGCAGGAGGUCCAGGCUAAACCGGACUAAUCGCAGCAACAGACAAAGCACAGUGAACAAGUCUUUUGACAGCGACUGCAGUAGUAACUAUUGUGGUUGUCCAGGUUCUGCUGGGGUGUCUCAUCCGGAAACGCUGACAGUUACACUGACAUCCGACAGAGGGCUGGGAUAUGGACUGACAGUUUCUGUAGGUGAUCACACGGAUAAUCGAUCAGCUGAUAUACUGAUUACCAGGAUAGCUACAGAUUCACCAGCUUACAGGUGUGGAUGCCUUCAGGUUGGCGACAGGAUCGUGUCCAUCAAUCACCAGACGAAUCUAACCCUACAAGAGAUCACCUCCAUUCUAGAAAUGGGUGCAGACGCGACGGGUGGCAGAACGGUGACGUUAAUCUCAGAAUUUGACGUCACGGACACUAUAGUGCCGUCUAGUGGCGUUUUCACCGUUAGAUUAGCCAAGAGGGGACCUGGACUUGGUAUCACUAUCACAGCAUCGAAAAGCCAACCAGAAGAACCAUUCAUCAUUUCGGAGAUAAGGAGGGGAUCGAUAGCCCACAGGACGGGUACUUUACAUGCCGGAGAUAGGUUGUUAGCCAUAGACAAUAGACCAUUAGAUCAUUUAAGUUUGGAGUCCGCUUUUGAGAUUCUGCAAACGUCGUCCAAUGACAUUGUUACGCUCAAGGUCGAGAAAACUGAAACAGAAAACGCCAACUUGUUUUUGGAUAGUGUUGUGUAUACAGUGGAGCUUCACAGAUAUGGCGGUCCUUUAGGUAUAACAAUAUCAGGUAGUGAAGACUGUGGGGAUCCCAUAGUUUUGUCCAGGUUAACUGAAGGUGGUUUGGCUGAAAAAACUGGCGCUCUUCACAUGGGCGACAGGAUUCUGGCAAUUAACGGUGAAAAUCUGGAUCGCAGACCACUAUCAGACGCAAUCAGGUUGCUUCAGACAUCUGGAGACAGAGUCCAGUUGAAAAUAGCAAGGAACCUCAAAAAUGACUCUGCACUAAUGGAAGAGCCCAGAUGCAGCUAUUCCAGCCCGGGAUUGAUGAGUGUGGACAGUGCCAUCCACAGCUGGGACAGCAGCAAUACCGGCGACCCACAAAACGAAAACACAUCAGAAUUAAAAGACAUCGAAAGUGUUUUGAGUGAACCUCUAUCCUAUCAAGACCACAUACACGAUCAAGACAAGGAUCUGACACUGACGAAAAACAGAAAAAGGAACUCAGAACUUCAAUACUACUCAGACACAGAGGAAAUGUUCUGUCCAAGUCCACUACCUUUACCCAACUACAAUUUCGGAAACACCAUGAAUCACUUCAACCAUUCAUUAAACACUAUCGAGAGACUCCCUGGUUCGUACAGUACAGAGAACAUGCUGGAGAAGGAAAUAUACCACGUGACUUUAUACAAGGACUCGAUAUACGACGACUAUGGAUUCAGUGUAAGUGACGGCCUCUACGUCAAAGGCGUCUACAUCAACCGAAUUAGGAAAGGAGGUCCGGCAGACAUAGUGGGCUUGUUAAGGCCCUACGACAGAAUAAUCCAGGUUAAUGAUACAAAAACAGUGGAUUUCGACUGCUGUCUUACGGUGCCACUCAUAGCGUCUGCUGGAGAUAGAUUGGAACUUGUAGUUGCUAGAAACCCUUACUUAACUAACAUGUCAGAAAAAGAUGCAAACAGUGUAACAAAGCUCUCGUACUCGUCGAGCCAAAACACCAUCACGAAAACGUUAUAAGCCCGCUUCAUCUAAAUAAAAUAAGAAAAUAAAUAAAUAAAAUAAAAAUAAUUCCAGAAAUAUAUAAUAAAAAAUAUUUAUUUUUUAUCUUUAGUUAACAUUAUAAUAUCCAAAUAUUUACAAUUUAAUAAAUAUUAUUACUAUUGAAGAGAAUCUGUUGAAUAAAGUUUGAGAUUAUUACUAUUUGA
Sitophilus oryzae (rice weevil) is the source of this 3547-nucleotide messenger RNA. RefSeq names its product glutamate receptor-interacting protein 2 (gene Grip). The record is from RefSeq and is a predicted model, not a curated record. Gene Ontology annotation, biological process: neurotransmitter receptor transport, endosome to postsynaptic membrane. Bases 531 to 3359 code for a protein of 942 amino acids. The transcript is spliced from 20 exons. NCBI's taxonomy places the organism in Eukaryota, Metazoa, Arthropoda, Insecta, Coleoptera, Curculionidae. Gene Ontology annotation, molecular function: protein binding.